Molecule: messenger RNA, 1533 nt
Organism: Cucurbitaria berberidis CBS 394.84
Lineage: Eukaryota; Fungi; Ascomycota; Dothideomycetes; Pleosporales; Cucurbitariaceae
Product: Dit2 protein
Exons: 1
Coding region: 1-1533 (510 amino acids)
Molecular function (GO): iron ion binding; heme binding; monooxygenase activity
Source: RefSeq, a predicted model, not a curated record
AUGGUCUCCUACCUUUCGUUGGUCUUCGUGGCCGUCUUUGCGUCCUUCUUCGCAGUCUUCUCCUUUUUCGUCGCCCUAUUCACUCCGCCUCGCAACUUCCCUAAGAAUAUUCCAACUAUCCCGUUCUAUUAUGGCCUUCUACCCCUCUUCAAAGAUGUUGAUCAAUCUGAGCUAUACCGCCAGUACCUGAAGGAGCCUCUCUCAAAGCACGGUGCAGUCAAGCUAUUCUUCGGCGGACAAUGGAACAUCCUGGUGACCAAGCCAUCGUAUAUCGCCGAGAUGUUCAAGCAUGAAGCUACCUAUGCGAAGUCUGGCAACCAAGUCAAGAUCCCGCACAGUGUGCUCGCUGAGUAUACGGGCGAGAACAUCAUCAGCGCCCAUGGCGAGAAGUGGAGGCUGUACCAGGGUAUCAUCAAGCCAGCCCUGCAAGCUGACCAGGCUUCAGAGCAGAUAUGGAAAAACUCGAGGAUCCUGAGGGGCAUGUUUUUGGGCGACUCGAAGAAAGCUGCCGGCAAUGGUAUCCCAAUUUACACCCCACUCCAUCGCUACGCGCUCGCGAAUCUCUCCGAGGUUUUGUACAGCUCCAGCUUCGAGACACUACAGCAGAUGGACGCCCCACUUCACACAGUUCAGAUGAAGAUCAAGCCCAUCAUCUUCCAGCCAGUUUUCAUGAACUUCCCCUUCCUCGACUACCUACCCUUCAAGAUUAGGAAACUCGGUCGCGUGCUCAACAAGCAGUUCCGCAGUACACUCCGCACCGCCAUCACCAAGGGCCACCUUCAGCACGUCUGUAAUGAAAAUGACAACAGGAACGUCGCUUGCAGAUUGAUCGGCUCGCACCGUGAAGGCUUGCUUACCGACAAGGCUCUUGACGAUAAUCUGGUCAGCACUUUCCUCGCCGGCCACGAGAAUCCUCAGCUCGUACUCAUGUCACUCAUGUAUCUCCUUGGUGCCCACAUUGAGGUUCAGGAAGCUAUCCGCAAGGAAGUUCAAACACUCUUCCCCGCCAACGCUCCAGCCGACUACGAGCCAAAAUAUGCUGAUCUUCACGAUCUGCCUUUUCUUACCUCAGUCCUAUACGAGUCAAUUCGCAUGUUUCCGCCGAUCUCGCAGCUCAUCAACCGUCGAACCACAGCCCCUGUUAUUCUCGGUAACAAGAUCCCCGUUCCUGUAGGCGUCUACAUGGGCUACAAUGCAUACUCCACAAACCGUGACAUCGAGUUCUGGGGCGCUGAUGCUGAGACCUUCAAACCCUCGCGCUGGGGAAUCACAAAUGAUGAGAUCAACCACCUCUACCGUCGCGCUAACUCAAAGGGAUCAUUCAUUAGUUUCCAUGGUGGAAGGCGAGCGUGCUUGGGCCAGAAGUUUGCCAUGCAACAGCUGCGUAUCACAGUUGUUGAGUUGGUGCGCGGAUGCAAGUGGAGGGUGGACGAAACCUGGGACGGCCGCAUGACGCCUGCUGGCCCACUAUACCCGAGGGGUCUCAAGCUGAAAUUCGAAUCGAUCAACGCUAUCUCCGAGAAGACACCAUAG